Messenger RNA from Schistosoma bovis, 865 nucleotides. NCBI's taxonomy places the organism in Eukaryota, Metazoa, Platyhelminthes, Trematoda, Strigeidida, Schistosomatidae. The record is from the annotation of a GenBank genome assembly.
GAUAUCAGUCGUUAAAAUCAGACAAGUAGGCCACCACUUUCUUAUAGUGGUAAAGAAGCACAUUUGUUUGGACGAUGUACCAAUCGUUCAUAUAGUUUCGGCGCGCUACUCUGCAUCGUGGUGAGAUCAGGAGUCGAUGUCUCGUAUCAAGGCCAAAAAGACAAGGAAGUUGCGUGGCCACGUAAGUCAUGGCCAUGGACGAGUAGGUAAACAUCGCAAGCAUCCGGGAGGACGGGGAAAUGCAGGUCUUGAACAUCACCAUCGUAUUAACAUGGACAAGUACCAUCCAGGCUAUAUUGGUAAAGUUGGUAUGCGCCAUUAUCAUCUUAAAAGAAACCCCUACUACUGUCCAACAAUUAACCUGGAUAAAAUAUGGUCUUUAGUUUCGCAAGCGACUUACGAAAAGUAUAGAGACUCCACUGAUGGUAAAGCUCCUGUAAUAGAUUGUUUGCGCAAGGGUUAUUUCAAAGUCCUAGGCAAGGGAUAUCUUCCGAAGGUCCCAGUUAUUGUCAAAGCCCGGUUCUUCUCUCGGAAAGCAGAAGAAAAAAUCAAAGCAGUUGGGGGAGCUUGUAUAUUAACUGCAUAAAUAUAGUUUAGCAUUGGAUAUUCCAUUCAAUUUUCUGAAUGUGACUGGUGACUAACCUAGUCUACUAUAAAUGACGUACAUAAUGUUUAAUCACAAUUUGCCCGUGUAAAAGUCCUUCGGUCACUCAAUCAUAAGAAAACGCAAUGAGGUUCCUGGCCUUUCAUUCUCUCGGCCAACUUUAGCCCAUGUAAUGAGAAAGUAGUAUCUUAUUUAUGACCGGUCGUUUUAUUUGCGUUCACUUAACAUCACAGUAAAAUAAACAGAAAUCUGUAUAUUGGG